Messenger RNA from Drosophila busckii, 821 nucleotides. RefSeq names its product 23 kDa integral membrane protein. The coding region runs from base 91 to 744 and encodes 217 amino acids. The record is from RefSeq and is a predicted model, not a curated record. The transcript is spliced from 5 exons. Lineage: Eukaryota; Metazoa; Arthropoda; Insecta; Diptera; Drosophilidae. Gene Ontology annotation, cellular component: membrane.
GUCGCAUUGAUCGCUUGUGUCUCUCCAGACACAAUUAAUACUUGCGUAUAUAUAUACGACAAUAGUUUCGAUUUAUAUUAACAUAUUAAAAUGGGUUGCACUUCGGGCUGCUUCAAGUGUUUUCUGAACAUCUUAAACAUAGUCUAUGCGCUCUUUGGCCUGCUGAUAAUAGCCGUGGCUACGCUCAGCUUGGGCCAAGCACCCACUGCCUACAUCAUCUAUCUGUAUGUGAUUGGAGGCGUGCUGUUUGCAUCAUCCAUUAUCGGUUGUUGUGGCAUCUGUCAGGAGAGUGUUUGUCUGACCGCAACGUAUGGAUUCAUCUUGUUGACACUGCUGGUUGUGCAACUGUUUGGCUUGUUUGGCAAGAGUUUCGAUGAGGAUUAUAUAAAACAGUUUGCGGUGCAAGAUGUGGACGCCAAAUGGCAAGCCGAGAUGACGCACCCAGGCGCCAUGGAUAAAAUACAGCGAACGUACGAGUGCUGUGGUCGCAAUGGACCCGAAGACUAUCAGAAGAUUGGACGCCCCACGCUGCCGGAGAGCUGCUAUCCAGAUAAUAAAACAUAUAUAAACAGCUAUACGGCGGGCUGUGUGAAUGCUGCUGCUGAUGAAUUUCUGAAAAUCUUUAACUAUUCACAAAACAGCAAAUUGGUAUCAUGCGUAGUAACGGCGCUGCUGUGCUUCUUCACGUUCUAUUUGGUGCAUCGUUUUCGCAAGGAGCGCCAGAGAUAUUCAUAUCAUUAUUAAGGCCAAGCUGCGAAUUAAUUUGUUUAACGAAAUACGAACUUUUAUAUGUAAAUAAAAUACAAAAGUCCGCAAUUUAA